Molecule: messenger RNA, 4572 nt
Organism: Dreissena polymorpha
Lineage: Eukaryota; Metazoa; Mollusca; Bivalvia; Myida; Dreissenidae
Product: antiviral innate immune response receptor RIG-I-like
Exons: 19
Coding region: 380-3547 (1055 amino acids)
Cellular component (GO): cytoplasm
Molecular function (GO): nucleic acid binding; ATP binding
Source: RefSeq, a predicted model, not a curated record
UAUAGGUGUAUCUUUAUACACGAGUAAUAGAUAUCGAUCGAUAACUUUCGUAACGAAUAUUUUAAAGCGUUUAUCGAUAACAUCACGAACAGCGAAAACGAAAGUAGGACUAUCAAAGUGACUUCAAACGAAGAUGUAGAAUGUAACGGACUGUUUCGAAGGUUUAUUUCGGAUUUACUAAACAAAAAUACAAUCGCAGAAAAUAUGUGAUGGGUGUAUAAUGACUUACAGGGUUUUCCGAUCUAAGAGGAAAAACGUCACAACGUCUAAAAUAACAUACACAACACUUUAAAACAACAACGCGUGUAUGAUAGGGCGGCGAAAUUCUUCGCCUUAAAGUGUCAACAGAAACUUGAUUGGAUUUUGUGCAACUUUAACCAUGACCACAUACGAUCAUCUGGAUGAAGGUACACUGGAUUCGCGGGUGAGAAUGUGGCGGCCAGCUAUAGAGUACUGCUUUAAGAAGUCGGAUGUGGUCACUAAACUAGCACAACAUGGGCUGUUGAAUGCAGAAGAGACUGCCAGAUUAAUUGAACUGUACGACCUAAAGCCUUCCCAAGACGCAGCAAGUGAAAUGUUAAAUAUUUUGUUCAAGAAACGUGCUCUGGCGAGAAAAUGGAAUAUAUUUGUUGAUGCCAUUAGGGAAGCAGGUUACGAUUUUGCGGUGUCUCGCCUGAUAAACGAAAGUGUUGAAAUUCCUGAGGAGAGAGAACGAGGAAGGCAACUCCUUUUGUUGUUUGGACCGCACUUAGAAAGAGAUAUAAACCCUUUGCUUCUUAUAACACGACUGCUAGCUAGCAGCGUUAUCAAGGACGAAGACGCAGAUAAAAUAAAAAAUACAACUCAAACAAAGUCCAAAAGAGAAGGAAUGAGAAUUUUAUUGCAGCGCAUCCAGUGUUACAUGGAACCACACAGGUGGUGGGAAGAGUUUCUAAAAGUAUUGUGGGAAACUAACUUUGAGCACAUGGCACUGUUAUUGGAACCUGAAUAUAACCCUUCGUCGAAUAAAUUAGGGCCUAUAGAUGAAGCCGCAUGCAUCACAGGUCCUGCUGCUAUGGAAGAACACGUUAUGGAAGACCAGGUAGAUGCAGAGCCUGACAAUGACUUAAAUGCUCCUCCUGUACCAGCUCGAUCGUAUUCGUUAGGGGCAUUUGAAGACAAUGAGUCGACAUAUACAGGGCGGAAUACUGGGGCAAUGACCAGCACCGCUGAUGACAUAAAUACUCUUAAUGAGAAUUUAAAAGAACUCAACAUUAAACCGGAAAGAUUUAAAUUUGUAGAUGACGCUGCACGUGAAUCUGAUGCGGAUUCUGUUGAAUCAAAUGAAUGGGAUUCCGAAAAUGGCGGAAGCGACUUCGAUGAAUUCGAUGAAAAGCAAGAAGGAUUUGAAAACAAUGAAACCUUACAUACAAGAGAGGCUACUGGAGCCUUGACCAAAGGAUUAAAUCAACGGAAUAAGCGGACUUACGAGCCUCGUGAUUAUCAGCUGGAAUUAGCAGAGAAGGCUCUACGUGGUAAAAAUACUAUCAUUUGUGCGGAAACUGGAACAGGAAAGACCUGGGUAGCGCUGCAUGUGAUCGAGCAGCAUCUACAGCAGACUUCUAAAAGAACAAGAAAGGUUGCGUUUAUGGCUAGGACGGGUAUCCUAAUCAAACAACAAUACAACAGGUUGGAGAAGUUUCUUCCCCGUCAUAAUACCAAGCUUAUAACGGGAGAUGACGAAGAUUCAAGAAUGGUCGACGCUUUCAUCCCCACGAACGACAUCAUUUGUUUCACGCCACAAAUAUUGGUCAACAAUCUUGAUAGUGGUAACAUUACCAGCCUUUCCAAAUUCUCUCUCCUUAUAUUCGACGAAUGCCAUCACACUCGAGGGGACGAUCCUUACGCGAAACUUGCGAGAAGAUAUUUAAUAGAAAAAAGUAAUGGACAAAAGGAGCUCCCACAGAUUGUUGGCCUUACGGCUUCCAUUGGAGUUGGUAGGUCUAGGACGGUGGAAGAAACUGUCGACUACAUUCUCCGCGUGUGUGCAUUGCUGGAUGUUAGGCCACCGCUGUCUACCGUGGAGAGAUGUAGAGAGAGUUUCAGGAAAUGGGUGAACACGCCGGAAGAGGAAACCAUCAAAAUGAUCGUAAAAAAUCCUGACCUAUGCAGGGACAUUUUAUUAGCAGCCAUGGAGGAUGCAGAAGCACUUCUAGAAGAAAUGAUGGUUUUUCAACCCGAUAUGAUCGACAUGCUGUACGAAAAGCGCCCUGGUGAAAGAGAUAGUCAGGCUUAUAACAAAUGGACAGUGGAUAUUGAAAAGAGCGCCCAACAAAAUGUAAAUGAUCAUCAGAUAUCACGAGAUAUCAGUGCGUGCGCAGUUUAUUUGAACGUAUACAAUUCUGCAAUUGAAGUUAGUAAUCUUCUUCAAAUCGCACAAGUAGCCAGGUAUCUGGCUGAGAAGCAACGGCGUGAAUCGGAGGGAAGGCAGAAACAUACAGAAACGGAAAAGAAGUUGUUUGAACAUUUAACGGAGGUUCAACUGAAGCUAUUAAAAUUGAGGAAUGACAAAGAUGCCGCAAAUCCAAAUGUACUGAUAGUAAGCGAGCAGCUUCAAAAAAUGUUGCAAGAAAAAGGAGAGGAUUCACGUGCGAUAGUUUUUGUGAAGUCCAGAGCAACAUGCCGCGCGCUUGCAGAAUUUUUGGAUAAUGAUCUUAAAAAAAUUGGGGCUAAAGCUAGUCCAUUGUAUGGACAACAAACAAAAGGAGCAGAUGAAGGUAUGACUGAAAGUGUUCAGACUGAAAUCUUAAAGAAAUUCAGAGACGGAUUCUUCAAGGUAAUGGUAUGUACCUCAGUUGGUGCAGAGGGUAUCGACGUCCCGGACUGUAACAUUGUCCUUAACUACAAUUAUGCCGGGGAUGAAAUCACCAAGAUUCAGAUGAAAGGGCGCGGUAGAAAAAAAGGGGCAGCAGUAGUCGUAAUGGGGGAUGAUAAACUGUUAGAACAAGAAAAGGUCAACGCUUACAAAGCAGACAUGAUGUACAAAGCCAUUGGAGAGUUGAAGAAAGUCGGUGCACAAGAUGUCGAUUAUAAGAUAAAGAUGUUUCAAAAAGAGGAAAUGCAAAAGCACAGAUACAAAACUGAGUACGAAAAGGCAAAGAAAGGUCGAAGAGCAGAGGAUGACCUUGAAAUUAUGUGUAAGCGAUGCAACACCAUUGCAUGUUUGGCGUCAGAUGUACGAAAGCUUGGAAGCCAACAUUUUGUGUUAGCUGAAGAGUUUUCAUCAAAGGUUACGAUUACGCCGCACAAAAGUCCAAAAAAAUACGAUGGCAUUGAAAAGAAAGGGAAGAUGCAUUGUAAACAGUGCCCCUUGGACUGGGGCAUAGUAGCUGAUCGCAACGGUGACGAUUUAUUUAUCCUGAAACUAGAACAUUUAAAGUUGCGAAACAUGCGAACCGGUGUCGUUUCGCGACACAAAAAGUGGCUAGAUGUCCCAUAUGAAGUGCAAGAGGUAGGACUGGACGAUAUCCCUACACUUGUCGCUGCAGCUAGCACAUCUGCUAAGUAAACUGUACAUUCGGUAAAUGCAAUGUUUAGCGUGUAUUUUUUGUUGCAAGUUUGAAUACGUUGAUACAAAUGUAUUUUUGAUAAUGAAAAUAGUUCACCUGAUACAAACUUUUGCGUGAUGAAAGAAACAUGUGAUUAUGUUAUAAUUCUAAGAAACGUAGUAUCAAUUGUGAUCAAAAGUGAUCUAACUGUGUAAGUCACAAUAUUUGAAACACAAGCGCGACUGUAUUCAAAGUACUGUUCGAAGGGGGAUUGUAACAUCUAUUCACAGCAAAUGUAAUCAAAACGCACUCAGACGCAAUGGAACAUAUAACGUAUAAAGAAGACAGAGAGAGUAAAAACGGAAACGGUGCACUGUGGAAUAAAUCAAUACGAUAAGUUUGGAUAUGUAUGCAUCGACAUUAGUAAUGUGUAACCUUAACCAUUUGUCUACAUAUACACGAGUGUCAGAGACGAAUGCUAUGUUUGUGGUUGAAACAGCUUGCUAUGUUAUAUUUCUUGUAAUAUGUGUAAUAGAAUAACUAGAUUAGUAUAUAAUAUAUUUUUGUUAUAGAUUGUUGUAUAUAUUUGUUUUUAUAAACAUUAUGUGAUAAUUGAAUUGAUGUCGUCGAGUUCGUUUGCUUUGUAUCGAAAGGUGGAAUAUUUAAUUAUAUUGUCUCUGUGAUAAGCAUAUUAAACUUUGCUAGAAUUUCCAAGUUAAUUAAUAUAACAUAUCAAUACGUAGUAGCGUAUGUGAAACUGCACUGAAAGCCUUUUUUAAACAACAAACUAAUGGGUUUCUAACCAAUACAAUACACAACAUACAAUUCUGUGUUUAAUGGAUCUCUUUACUAUUUAUAUUUCAGUUGUCGUUAACGCGAUGCCGAAUGUUAUCCCUUGGUAAAGCAAUACGAACAAAAUGUGUAUACUCCGUAUGUACUUAACGUCGCUUUUAUCAAUUAAUUCGUAUUAAGCGAUUUAGAACAUAAACAUUAUUCAAUGAAUUUCUUACCAAAUAGUUGUGAUUUAAUACAAUUCAUUGAUUAA